Rhinolophus ferrumequinum (greater horseshoe bat) is the source of this 2227-nucleotide messenger RNA. RefSeq names its product corticotropin releasing hormone receptor 2 (gene CRHR2). Gene Ontology annotation, cellular component: dendrite; plasma membrane; axon terminus. Bases 249 to 1484 code for a protein of 411 amino acids. Gene Ontology annotation, biological process: adenylate cyclase-modulating G protein-coupled receptor signaling pathway; long-term synaptic potentiation; cell surface receptor signaling pathway. The transcript is spliced from 12 exons. Gene Ontology annotation, molecular function: peptide hormone binding; corticotrophin-releasing factor receptor activity; corticotropin-releasing hormone receptor activity. NCBI's taxonomy places the organism in Eukaryota, Metazoa, Chordata, Mammalia, Chiroptera, Rhinolophidae. The record is from RefSeq and is a predicted model, not a curated record.
AUUGGCCGUGACCGAGCGGGUGGGCCCGCCACUCGGUGCGCUCUGCAGGCAGCUCUUCUCCUCUAAGGUCGGGACUUGGCUGCUCCCGGCUACCCGGCGCCGCGCAGGCAGGCUGUCCGGCCGGUCGGGGCUGCGCAGGCGGGCGCCAAGCCCUGUCGCGCCUUCGGCGCUCACUCUCGCGCCCGGUCCCCAGUAGCCGCGCCGGGCGCGCACUCACUCUCCCUCUCAGCGCGCGGCUGCGGGGCGCGAUGGACGUGGCACUGCUCCACAGCCUGCUGGAAGCCAACUGCAGCCUGGCGCUGGCCGAAGAGCUGUUCUGGGACGGCUGGGCGCUACCCCCGGACCCCGAGGGUCCCUUCUCCUACUGCAACACGACCUUGGACCAGAUCGGGACGUGUUGGCCCCGGAGCGCGGCCGGAGCCUUAGUGGAGAGGCCGUGCCCCGAGUACUUCAACGGCAUCAAGUACAACACCACGCGAAAUGCCUACCGAGAGUGCUUGGACAAUGGGACAUGGGCCUCGCGGAUCAACUACUCCCAGUGCGUGCCCAUUUUGGAUGACAAGCAGCAGAAGUACGACCUGCACUACCACGUCGCACUCAUGGUCAACUACGUGGGCCACUGUGUGUCGCUGGCAGCCCUCGUGGCCGCCUUCCUGCUCUUCCUGGCUCUGCGGAGCAUUCGCUGUCUGCGGAAUGUGAUUCACUGGAACCUCAUCACCACCUUUAUCCUGCGAAAUGUCACAUGGUUCCUGCUACAGCUCAUCGAUCACAAAGCACAUGAAAACAAUGAGGUCUGGUGCCGCUGCGUCACCACUGUCUUCAACUACUUCGUGGUGACUAACUUCUUCUGGAUGUUCGUAGAGGGCUGCUACCUGCACACAGCCAUCGUCAUGACCUACUCCACCGAGCGCCUGUGCAAGUGGCUCUUCCUCUUCAUCGGAUGGUGCAUCCCCUGCCCGAUCACCGUCGCCUGGGCCAUUGGCAAACUCUACUAUGAGAACGAACAGUGCUGGUUUGGGAAGGAACCUGGUGACCUCGUAGACUACAUUUACCAGGGCCCCGUCAUCCUCGUGCUCCUGAUCAAUUUUGUAUUUCUGUUCAACAUCGUCAGGAUCCUAAUGACAAAAUUACGAGCAUCAACGACAUCCGAGACGAUCCAGUACAGGAAGGUGGUGAAGGCCACGCUGGUCCUCCUGCCCCUUCUGGGCAUCACCUACAUGCUCUUCUUCGUCAAUCCUGGGGAGGACGACCUGUCACAGAUCGUGUUCAUCUACUUCAACUCCUUCCUGCAGUCAUUCCAGGGUUUCUUUGUGUCUGUCUUCUACUGCUUCUUAAAUGGAGAGGUGCGCUCGGCCAUGAGGAAGAGGUGGCACCGCUGGCAAGACCAUCACUCCCUCCGCGUCCCGGUGGCCCGGGCCAUGUCCAUCCCCACGUCGCCCACACGGAUCAGCUUCCACAGCAUCAAGCAGACAGCCGCUGUAUGACCCGUCAGUCGCCCUGCCUCACCUGUCACUCUGUCGGGACAGCUUCCCCAUCCUCCCCCACUGCCCACUGUGGGCUCUCCUUGCCAUGCAGGCUCUGGUGGGGACAGAAAAGAGGACGGCCUGGCAGGAGACAGGCUGUGCUGUAGCGCAAGUGCCCAAGAAACCAGGGCCAGCUGGGCCUGCAUCUCAGUACGAGAGGGAGCAGAGCGGAGAGGUCACAGGAACCCCGCCCCCUCCAGGAAGAGCGGGGCACGUCUUCAGGCAUUUGUCGACACCAGCUUCUCGCACUAGAUCCUCACUGUAGCCCCAUUCACAGAUGGGAAAACUGAGGCCCAGGGCCAGGAAGGGCCUGCGCAAGUCCCACAACUAGUUGGUGGGACUCCCCUGCCUACUCUUGGUGCAGGCCUUCCCGCCAGCAACAGGGUGACCGUCAGCCCUGCGCCCUGCCUGGGGCCUUCAUACUCGGUGGCGCCCUCUGCAGUCGAGAGGAGGCACAGCAGCUGGAGUAAAGGAUUAAUUCAGAGGGCUUCAUCCCACCGCCUCUCUCCUAUAGAAGACGCCUCACCUACACCCCAGCCCUGACCCAGCCAUCCCCCUGCGCCUGGGGCCCCCGGAAGGAUGCUGACUCCUUUCUGGGAGACCUGUUCUCAGCCUAGUCCACAUAGAGUUAGGGGCUUGGGCAAGGGACAUGGCCAGGGCAGCUAUACAUUCUUAGGACAACCAGAUACAUAGUGCAGGACGAA